Messenger RNA from Lagopus muta (rock ptarmigan), 6601 nucleotides. It is a transcript of the gene BCAT1, whose product is annotated as branched chain amino acid transaminase 1. Bases 185 to 1345 code for a protein of 386 amino acids. Lineage: Eukaryota; Metazoa; Chordata; Aves; Galliformes; Phasianidae. Gene Ontology annotation, cellular component: mitochondrion. Gene Ontology annotation, biological process: L-leucine biosynthetic process; L-valine biosynthetic process. Gene Ontology annotation, molecular function: branched-chain-amino-acid:2-oxoglutarate transaminase activity. The record is from RefSeq and is a predicted model, not a curated record. The transcript has 11 exons.
CUCGCCGCUCUCCAGCGCCCGCCGCCGCGCGCGCCUCCCUCCGCCCGCUGAUGCAAUCGGAGCCCGCGAGCGGCGGCGGCGGCCCCGGCAGCAGCAGUCCCAGCCUCGGCGGAGCCCGGGCGGGGAUCGGGCGGCGCGCGGUCCGCAUCGCAUCGCGCGGGGAGCGGCGCCGUUCGGCAGCACCAUGAAGGGCUGUCAGAACAAGUGCAUGGCCGGAGGAUGUUCAGAGGAAGCAACAAAGCACAUGACUGAAUCUUUCAAGGCUUCAGACUUGAUUAUCACCCCAGCUACGACUCUCAAGGAAAAACCAGACCCAAGUGGUUUGGUAUUUGGAACUGUGUUCACUGAUAAUAUGCUGACAAUUGAAUGGUCCUUGUCUUCAGGAUGGGAGAAACCUUGUAUUAGACCACUUCAGAACCUCUCCUUGCAUCCAGCCUGUUCAUCUCUGCAUUAUGCUACUGAAUUGUUUGAAGGAUUGAAGGCCUACCGUGGAGUGGAUGGCAAAAUCCGCCUGUUCCGGCCAGGCCUCAACAUGGACAGGAUGGCACGAUCAGCAAGACGAAUGACUCUGCCAUGCUUUGACCAGAAUGAACUGUUGGAGUGCAUCCGGAAACUUGUGGAAGUGGAAAAGGAGUGGGUCCCAUACUCAACUGCUGCUAGCCUGUAUAUCCGUCCUACCUUAAUUGGAACUGAGCCAUCUCUUGGAGUGAAGAAGCCAACUAAAGCCCUACUGUAUGUCAUACUGAGUCCUGUGGGUGCUUACUUUUCAAGUGAAUGCUUUGAUCCAAUAUCAUUAUGGGCAGAUCCGAAAUAUGUAAGAGCCUGGAAAGGAGGAACAGGAGAUUGCAAACUGGGAGGGAAUUAUGGUUCUUCUAUUUGUGCUCAGCAAGAAGCCCUGGAGUUAGGCUGCCAGCAGGUUCUGUGGCUGUAUGGAGAAGAUCACCAAAUAACCGAAGUUGGAACAAUGAAUCUAUUUCUCUACUGGAUAAAUGAGGAUGGAGAAAAUGAACUGGCAACUCCACCUUUAGAUGGCAUCAUCCUUCCAGGAGUGACAAGACAAAGCAUUUUGGAUUUGGCAUGCAACUGGGGAGAAUUUAAAGUGUCUGAGCGUUACAUCACUAUGAGUGACCUGACAGCUGCCUUGGAAGAGAACAGAGUGAAGGAGAUGUUUGGGGCUGGAACAGCUUGCAUUGUAUGUCCUAUCUCCAAAAUUUUGUAUAAGGGCAAGCAUUUGCACAUUCCAACUAUGGAAAAUGGACCUCAGUUAACCACCCGAAUCCUGAAUAAGCUGACUGAUAUCCAGUAUGGAAGAGAAGACAGCGAUUGGACAGUGCUGGUGUCAUGAAGGUGGAAGAGUUCAGACCCUCCCAACAGAAUAAACACAAAUAAUGAUAACUUCUGUAGCUGCCUGUGCGUAGCCUAGUUUCUGCAUCAGUUUGCUCCCUGGGAUGAUUGUUUCCACAAUCCAGUGAAUAUGAACACAAUCGUUUUGUUUUCUACUGUAAUCUUGUUAGUAGAAACCUGUCUUCUUGGUAGAGGUGCUUAAUGUUAGCAAUAGAUCUUUCCUGAUGGUUUUCUUAGUGCCUCCUUGUGUCUUAUGUACAGUCUAAAAACUUGUAAAAUGCUCUUCAACUGCUCUUCAGUUUAUUUGGUUUAUUUUAAUUGCCAUUGCCAGCAGAGCAAGUUGUAUAAAGCAGAGAAAUUGCCUGUUAGUUGUCCACAGGGUUCUAUUGCCAUUAUUCUGCCUUUUGCUCUGUGUUCAAAAAACAAUUAAGUUUAACUACAUGCUCUGUCCUUUUCUAACCUGCUUGUAUGGGAAUUCCUGAAUUUUUGUAGCCUCGCAGAUUCCGUCAUCCAUAUUCUGUCAGAUAAUGACUCCAUCCUGUAGCCCAGAUGCUUAGCAUGGAUCUAGCAUGCAGCAUCUACUUGCUGGCCUGCUACUUUUACCUCUGUGGAGAUAAGCAGAGACUGGUAGGGCAGGACAUACCUCACUAGCAGUUGAAUACAUCCUUCAGUACAUGAUGUCCAGAGCUGAGCCAGACCAUGCUGACACCAGAAUUGCCCUUUGUCUGGCAUAGCGGAGAUCUGGGAGCUGCUGACAUAGUGUCGCCUUCUGGGUGAGUGCGUUGAAAACACAAUUAAACAACUGUGGUUGUAGAAGUUGAACCACUCUUCAUUUGGUUGAAGGGAGAGCAACCAAGCCUUUGGAUUGGGGAUCGAUUAAAUGGAUUUUCCUUCAACAUCCAGCCAAUGUGAUUUAGAUCAGCAAAAAGUUUUCUUGUUCCCUUCACCACUCACAGGACCUUUCUGUUUAAGGAACAAGCCAUGUUGUCAGCAGAAAUUAUCUAGCUCAAGGAGGAAAGGGAUUUAAUUCAAACUCUGUUUUUCAUUUUGAUUAAGUAUGAAGUUAUUCGUAUUCUGCUGCUAUUUGGGCUACAUGCUCUAUAUUACUUCUGCAGUGAGGGAAUUAACUUCUGCAAGGAUUCACUAAGAAAUAGCCUGUAAUAUUUAUUAGCUUUCUUUUUUUGCACGCAGAUUUGUCAAAUAGCUUUAGGAUAUCUCUAGUCAAAAAGAUCGCUAUAUUCUGUAUCAAUAUUCCAAAGUGCUACUUCAAUGUAAAACUGGUGGAACUUCACUGAUACUAACAGAGUUCUGUAAGAAGUGAAAGUAAAACAUUUAUUUCCAUGCUUUGUAGUAGGGGUGCACCAGUAUUAAGGGAAAUUCUUAGCACUUUAUUUUACUUUUUUUUAAAGAAGAUUCAACAGUAUUUCUCAUGCUUUAUAGGUUCUUUGUAAUUACUGACAUUCAUUAACAUAAUUUAUAAAGGCAAAACAUAAUUUCUAAUAGACCACCCAUGCCUUAUUACAGCUGUUGUAGGAUCAUAAUGUAUGGCUUUUAUCUUUAGAUUUUUUGGUGGGGGUUAAAGGCAACCCAUACUUAGCGAUCAGUUACUUUGCUUCCUCAAAUCAUGACUUUUGCUGUCUUUCACUGUGACCCAAUCUGAUUUUUUUUUAAUGAAGAGCAGUUGGAGGUUCUCUCUGGUAAUGUAACUACUGUUAAAUUGUUGAACAGUUUUCUCUUUAGAAUACAACUGCAAGCACAAAAUUUUGUUUCACAGUAGCAAUAGUACUGUGUGUUCACUUUUCUGACCAUCCGAAUCAGUAUAGUGUGCUGGUCUUUGUUCAGUAUCUUAAUAUGUGCUACAAGCUGCUAGUAGUUUUCCAUUUUUCUUUAAGAAGAUGGGUGGAAAAAUAUGUCAAGGUGCAGAGUGGGGUAGGGAGUUUUAUCCAAUGAGGCAAGUGUCGUAACUAAAGAGUGCCUUUAACUAAAGCAUGGCAUGGAGCUUUCUGUUACUGAAGUCUACAGUCCAAACCCUUACAUUCAUCUUGAAUUCAGCAGCGUAACGAAAAGUUGUAAUAAUCUCACUUCAGAUGUGUGGAAAAGUGGAUGUAUGAUACCUUCACAUCACGAAAUCUUGAUCGAGUUGAUGGGUAUCUCAUAUCAAAAAUCCCCAUGAAGGCAUGAUUGUACCAAGGUCACUCUAUUCGCUAGUCAGAAUGAGUAAGGACCAGUUUGAAGAAUUAUUUUACUGUGGUGCAGAUCUUGAAAGUUAAGUAAAGCUCUUCUUAAAUUGGAUGCAAAUAAUUUAAUGUGAGGAAACAAAACAGUUUCAUUUAUUUGGUGUGCACUGCUGCCUGUACUGACCAGGGAGACAUCAUUCCUUUUGUUGCACAUACUGAACUGAUGAAGACUUCAGAAUAAUAAAGUUGAACCUGGAAUGACCCACAGAAAUGCACAGGCUUUUCUAGCUGCAAGAAUUGAAACAUAGUGUAUGUAUAGUCAACUGUUCUUAUCAUUUGGUUACUUGCUUUAUUCUGGCUGUCAACUCAGCAUUGUGGUUGUUGCUAAAUCCAAGUGGAUAGAUUCUAGAUUUUAGACUUUAAAGCCUAAAUAAAGGGAGAUGUCAGGUCAGCAUCAUACAGGAAAUUCUGAUCUUGCGUGCUGUCCUAUCCCACGUUCUGCCACUGUUUUUUAUCCUGUUAACCAAAGGAAAGAAAUAAUACAUGUAAAUAAUUGUGUUUGGUAUUGUGUUCUUCCUAUUUUUCCCUGUAAGAUUUAGGAGGGAGCUGUGGAAUUCCCUGAGCUAGUAAUAGAUUGUAAAAGAACAUCUGCACAUCUCUCUUCCAUGUGCCCUAUUUGUUUAAUUGCAGCAAAUUUACAUAGAAAGUGAAUAGUACAUCAUAACUAGGCAAUUAUCCAUUCUUACUCAGUUAGUUAUGGUUCUGUUAAUUGAUCAUUUAAGAUUUAAGAUAAUGUAACAUUAGAAUUUGAGAUUGUUCAAAGAAGAUCAACAAAUUCAUAUUGUUGUCUGAUGUUUGCAUAAUUGGUUGCAAUUAUUUAAUGUCUAGCUGGAUUGAUCAAUUGAGACUCAGCCUUUUCACAUUUGUGCUUUACAAAUUCUGAUCCUUUAAAAUGAUAAUGAUGAACUCUAAUUUUCAUCUUUCUUUCCCCCUUCAUUGUUUUGAUUAUUAUUUUCAGUAUUCAGAGUGACCUUAAUUUUCAGUUUGGUGAGUAUGAUUUAGGCUUGGGAAAGAAGUCCUUCAAAUGAGAGAACAUCUCAUAAAAUUGGCAUUUCAUGCAGGCUGUUCUGAUGGCCAAGAGUUAUGGUAUCAGCAACUGGUGUUACUUAACUAGAGCACUAAUGAAGGUCCCUGCUUAGAAUAGAUAAUCUGUUCAGCCCAUAGUGGUGCAAAGCGAACAUGACUUUUCUGGGGCGUAGAAAGGAAAUCUGACAAGACAAAAGCCAAGACAGUGAGAGAUCUCUCCAGCCACCUAGUUUACACCUGCCCGACUAUCUCAAUCCAAAAAGGAGUUGUCCUCCAUUGCUCUUUCUUAGAUAAACUCUUGUCUAGGGUGUACCUAAUUCAUUAGGGAGAUAUAAAUUGAUCACUCCCGUAUACUUACUUUAUACUUACUUUUCCACAGGCGUGAACACUGGUGGUUUGGAAAAAAUGGGUAUUUGCAAGGGUGAUUUGGAAUGUGAGUUCUUUGAAAUAUCUGUGUAAUACAUAGAUUUCCAAGGAGAGAGAGAAACAGCUGGGAUCACAGAUGAUCCCUUAGCAGCCUGUUUAAAGGAGAAACUCUCUUGAAUUCAGUGUCCUCUCCAAAACAACGUACAGAAUCUCAGCAGAUUGCUUACAGUGAACUGUCUCUGGAUGGUGCCCAGCUGCAAAGUAGAUCACAAAGAUGGUAUCCCAGUCUUUUCGACUAUGGCUACGUCAGACUUUUCUCUCUGUAUGGGAAUCACCGUACUAAUAGUUGUGAUGUCCCAGUGGCUUGUAUACUGAGAGGUGGGCAGGCAUAAAUGUUGGCUGAGUACAUCCUGAAAUCAACCAUUCUUUUCUGUCUUUUUCUCCUUUCCACAUAGAUUUGCAAACCCUUUUCCCCUUACUGUCCUAUUGUACUGUCACAUAAUUUCAUGGUUAUAAUGACCAUUUAAGCAAAUUGUGCGUUGGUUUUGUUUUUAGCAGUGGUGACAAUUUACUAACAAAAAAAAAAGUGUUGUAUUCAUCUUGCAGGUGUGAUCAGGGAUCAGAAUUGCGCUUUACAAUCUGAAUGUGUAAUGAUUGAACAGACUGACACUGACUCUGUGACCCUGAACAAAGAAGUUCUAAUUUCUUUGUAAGUGCAGAGUAGUAGUAAUACCAGUCAUAUUGCUUUUAACUCUAAUCCAAAGUUAUUUUAUUACAGAACAAAUAAGCUUCCCCAAAAGCUUUCUAAGCAGCAGAGAAUGAUGCAGUGUACAGUACAGUACUUCUAAUGUAGAAUCAUUAAACUGCAGCUGUUCUGAAGGGACACCUUGUAGCAUUGAGACAGACUUCUUUAAUUAUCUUGGCUACAAAUUUUGUGAAUUGCAUUCUUCAGCAAUUGGAAGAUGUCAAGCCUCUGUUUUACUGUGUUUUAUCACUACCUUCAAAAUUUGGAAAAAUAAUUUAUAAGUUUUGAAUCAUUGUUGAGCUGAGUCACUUCUUAAUUAAAUAUAUCGGUAGUUGUAGUCAUAAUAGCAAAAUAGAUUACUAAUACUGCAUUGGUGGAAAACCAUGUUGCUGCUGUCAUUCUGCUUAUGCCUUGCUUUCAGCCUAAUAGUUAUUUGAAACUGUUUUCUCUUAACCAUGCAAAAUCUCAGUGCUGUCUAUGGCAAAAUUAGCAAAUAUGUCUAACUCCAUUAACAAAACUUCUGCUUUACUUUGAGCUUCAUCAGUCAAGUACAUUAGGACCUAGGUGUGCAGCAAUACUGAAUUAGAGUAGUCAAGCCUUAGGCAUAUAACAAAAUUAGCGUUAGUAGCUGAGAUGGAAAUAAAUAUCUUUGACCACACUAGCAAGGUUUACCAUACCCAACAUUUCUGAAUAGUGAUAUUUAAAGUUACUAGUAGAAAUAGAAAUAGAAUAGUAGAAAUAGCUAAAUUUUUGUGCCUGUCUUUGAACACGAGCUUACACUGUUUUUUGCUUAUCACAAAACUUAAUUUAUUGUGUCUUAUUUCUAGCACAAUUCCUAAUUCUCAUGCCAUGCUUUAAAAAAAAAAAAAAAGAAAGAAAGAAA